Messenger RNA from Polyodon spathula (Mississippi paddlefish), 7947 nucleotides. RefSeq names its product serine/arginine repetitive matrix protein 2-like. The record is from RefSeq and is a predicted model, not a curated record. Bases 488 to 7585 code for a protein of 2365 amino acids. Gene Ontology annotation, molecular function: mRNA binding. The transcript has 17 exons. Lineage: Eukaryota; Metazoa; Chordata; Actinopteri; Acipenseriformes; Polyodontidae.
UGUAGUCUUUAAGCGCGAUGGCUCAUGGGCAGUGUAGUCCUCGGUGCAUUGUGGUCCCUGUAGUCUCUAAGCGCGAUGGCUCAUGGGCAGUGUAGUCCUCGGUGCAUUGUGGUCCCUGUAGUCUCUAAGCGCGAUGGCUCAUGGGCAGUGUAGUCCUCGGUGCAUUGUGGUCCCUGUAGUCUCUAAGCGCGAUGGCUCAUGGGCAGUGUAGUCCUCGGUGCAUUGUGGUCCCUGUAGUCUCUAAGCGCGAUGGCUCAUGGGCAGUGUAGUUCUUUCCCCUCCCCGCGGUGCAGUGUGGGUGACUAUAUUUGCAAACUGCGCGUUGUUUGCACAUUUAGCCCAGUUUAAAUCCCCCUCCUUCCCCCAGUAAGUUGCUUCGUGGAUCGAUUUUCAAAUUCCACCGGCCAGCCCCCGAACCGAUUUUGAUUUUUCUCACAAGGACUGAAGGAGAGAGAGAGAGAGCCAGCGGGAGGUAAGCGGGAGUAGGAUGUACAAUGGGAUCGGGCUGGUCACCCCGCGAGGGAGUGGCACGAAUGGCUACGUCCAGCGCAACCUGUCCACCGUGCGUCCCCGGAGGGGCCGGGAGGACGUCAGGACGGACGAGGAGCUGGACAGGCUGGAGAGCAGCCUGACCAGAGCUCCCAACCCUGAGAUACUGGAGCACGAGAGGAAGAGGGGCCUGGAGCUGAAAUGUGUACAGCUGCAGGAUAUGAUGGAGGAGCAGGGGUACUCUGUGGAGGAGAUCGACGAAAAAGUCGCCACCUUCAGGCUGAUGCUUCAAGAGAAGGAGGAGCCACUGCUCAAAGAGGCAGUGCCGAGCGAGAGACCCACGGUAACGGAGACGCACCAGCUGGCGGCAGCCAAUCAGCUGAAGAACGAGCGUCUGAGAGCCGCCUUCGGGAUCCGGGACGAUUACGAGGACGGGAGCUCCUUCCACCCCGAGAGGAGGGCGCGAGAGCGGGAGAGGAGGGAGCAGGAGGAGAGGAGCAAGAAGGACUACAUAAUUAUCCCAGAGGAAUCGGAAGGCUCGGCCUCUCCUUCGCCCCGCAGUCGCAACAAGAAGAAAAAGGCGGCGAAAGAGAGGAGUUCAGACAGCGAGUCUGCGUCGCCACGGCGAUCGAAGAAGAAAUCAAAGAAAAAGAAACAGAGGUCCAGAUCUGAGCAAAAGCUUCCAACUCGAAGGUCUCGUAGCCCGAAGCACAAAAGCAAAUUGAAGGGAAAAGAGAAGAGACACCGAACCUGCAGCCGGUCUCCGCCCCCACAGAGACGCGGUCAUAAAGGAAGUUCCUCCUCUUCCUCCUCCCCUUCCUCUCGAGGCAGUCAAAGCAAGUCCCCCGUCACCCUUAGAGACGCACAAGCCUCUCAGCCAACCAGGAGAGGAGAGAGGGGAAGGGGGCGGUCCCCGGCGCGGUCAGCCACGCCCCCGAGAGGCAGGAAGGGGCAGGGCCACAAACACAGCAGUGGUGAGCGUUCUGGGAGCAGAGAGAAAUCCCCAGGCCGUCCCGUCACAGACAGAGGCAACAAAGGGGGUCCCAGAGAGAACCCCAAAAACAGAUCUGGGUCCCCAGCUGAGAGAAGAGGAGGCAGAGGAAAUGCCCUCAGGGGAGAGAGAGACUCCCCUAAACGCAGACAGGGGGGGUCAUCCCAGGACAGGGGAGACAGGGGCUCCCCCAAACACAGGCGCAGCCCCUCGAAACAACGCAACCGGGAGACCACAGGAGAGAGAGGGAGGGAGGGGGGCGGUGCUUUGACCAGACACAGAUGGAACAGCCCCGAGAGAGAAUCGAGAGCAGAGAGAGGAGAAAGGGGGUCCCCUAGGAACAGGAGGGAGACCCCAGAAAGAGAGGCAGACCCCAGAGCUGAGAGGAGAGACAGGAGAGGAGGUGAUAGAGGGACCCCAGAAAGAGAGGCAGACCCCAGAACUGAGAGCAGAGGAGGCGAUAGGGGGACCCCGGAGAGAGAGGCUGACCCUACAACAGAGAGGAGAGACAGGAGAGGAGGCGAUAGAGGGACCCUGGAGAGAGAGGCGGACCCCAGAACUGAGAGGAGAGGAGGCGAUAGGGGGACCCCAGAGAGAGAGGCUGACCCUACAACUGAGAGGAGAGACAGGAGAGGAGGCGAUAGAGGGACCCUGGAGAGAGAGGCGGACCCCAGAACUGAGAGGAGAGGAGGUGAUAGGGGGACCCCAGAGAGAGAGGCUGACCCUACAACUGAGAGGAGAGACAGGAGAGGAGGCGAUAGAGGGACCCUGGAGAGAGAGGCGGACCCCAGAACUGAGAGGAGAGGAGGCGAUAGGGGGACCCCAGAGAGAGAGGCUGACCCUACAACUGAGAGGAGAGACAGGAGAGGAGGCGAUAGAGGGACCCUGGAGAGAGAGGCGGACCCCAGAACUGAGAGGAGAGGAGGCGAUAGGGGGACCCCAGAAAGAGAGGCAGACCCCAGAACUGAGAGGAGAGGAGGGGGGGAGAGGGAUUCCCCUGACAGAGCCCGGAAGGCGGGGAGACAGGAACGGAUACGUGACUCCGAUCACGGAGAUCGAUCGAAGCAGAGGUUGCCCCGCUGUCGUUCUUCAUCGUCCUCCUCUUCUUCAUCCUCUUCCUCCUCCUCCUCCUCCUCUCCCUCCCCCAAAGCCAACGGGAGAGACCGGAGGAGAGGAGAGGCAGAUAAAGGGAAGAGGGGAGGCGAGCAGGAUGUAGAAGAGGCUGCUGCUUCUGAUGCAACUGCAGCUGAAGUAACUACAACAAGUAUAGCUACUGCUAGUAGGGAGGAAGAUAGUAUUAAUGAUGUUACCAGAAAUAACAGGAGCAGAGGAGCUGAAAGUCUGGCUCGCGAAGAACGGGACAAAAGGACGAUUGACUUUCCGCCUUUAAAGGAGAAGUCGGGGUCAGGCUUGAGCCCCGAAAUCUCCACAGCCUCUCGCGCAGAAUCGUCCAAGACCGCCGCGUGUCAAGACAGAGAGAUGGAUGAGAGAGGAGGAGGAGGAGGGGAUAAGGAAGAACCGUCAAGUUCAACCCCGGCCGCGAGAAGCGGCGAUCGGGACGUCCGCCAGGGCAGUGGCAGCGACACGCAGGCGUCGGGGAUCGGAAACGGGAGCAGCCGGGAGAAGCAGAGGAUCGGCGGCUCGGAAUCCGGGAAGCCGGGAUCGGAGCCGGCCCGGCUGGAUCUCGCGACGGCGAGAAAUUCCGGGGAAAAGCCGGGAGUCGAGGAGGAGCGUCGAAGGGUGGAAACGGCGACCGAGAGAAAGGAAGAGAAAAAUAAAGGGAAAAAACCAAGAAAGGAUAGCAGUUCCUCCACCAGCUCCAGUUCUGGUUCCAGUGAUUCUGGUACCAGCUCUUCUAGUGGGUCCAGCAGCAGCAGCAGCAGCAGCAGCGGCGAUGAAGACAGUAGCAGCAGCAGCACAGACUCGUCUGAUUCUUCUUCCACUUCUGAGUCGGAGUCCGACGACCAGAAGGUCAAAAAGUCCAAACUGAAAAACAGCUCUGCGAUUGCUGCCACCGUAGAGGAACCAGGGGACAAAUCUCAUAAACGGCGGUGCAGUGGAAAGGAGGACGAGGACAGGGAACUUGGUGCGGCAGCAAAGUCUGGGAGGACCGACGCAAAGCCGGUGGAGGUGAAGGAGAUGGCUGGAGCGGAGUGUCGAAGGGGAAAGCAGCUGCCUUCAGAAGAGGAGAUGGAAGUCGAUUCCUCGCGGUCGAGAUCCGGGCCGAAGAGGGACGCUGGCGCCGCUGCUGCUUCUCCGGUUUUUCCGAGGCGCGAAGAAUCCGGGAGGAACAGGGAUUCUCCGUCUCCGGGAAGAGAGAGGGAUCAUUCGCCAGAGGUAAGGAGCAGCAGGAGGAAGGAAGAAGAUGGUAAUGAGGUGUCUGGGAAAUCCAGGUUCAGAGAGAGGACGACGACGGCAACUCCUCCCAGGAAACAGAGACGCUCUCCGUCUUUUGAAAGGACAGGGAAGGAAGUGAGACCAGACUCCGGGACUCUGGAUAAGAGAUCUUCCGACAUCCCGACGGAGGAGAAGGGAGUAGCUUCGUGCGGACCUGAAGAAAGAUCCCCUCCCAUUCCCGUUCCUCCUUCUCGCAGCCGGCAAAGUGACUUCUCUCGGUCUCCCGAGACGACUUCUUCCACCAGGGAGGAGAAACCCGACGAGAGGCAUUCCCCUUUGUCUGCGAGGAGGAGUCGAUCACCAGGCAGAGAGGAUAGCGGGGUCUCGAAGUCUUCCAAGAUGCUGCACAGCAAGACCCUGGCUUCGAGGCUCGCCGCCAAACCCAGCGAGAGAUAUUCCCCGAGCGGGACGCACACAGACAGCGACUCCUCGUCGCCUUCCCCAGAGAGGGGAAUCCAAUCGAAGGCCCCGGUUUGGUCGCCCGCUGUCUCCAAAGCCGCCCCUCCUGUUGGCGCGUGUUCGAGGCAGCCCUCCCAGUCCACUGCGGUCAGCCGUGGCCAGCGUUCUGAAUCUCCACUCGGGAGGAGCAGCCAAACUCCUCCCCCCAGAUCAGGCAGGUGGGACAACAAAGUGUCCGUGCCUUUCCAGGGUAAAAAGUCGUCGGUCGGGCAGCUGUAUUCUCCAACUGGGACCGACAGUUCUGACUCUGAAUCGCCGGUCAGACAGAAGAGCGGGUCGCCUCCCACGAAGUCGCAACCCCCUGUCGCCGCGGCAGCGACCAAAACGGGGGAUCGUCUGGCUUCCAGGGAGAGCCAGGAUUCCCAAUCUCCAGUCAGGAGAAGUAGCCAAACUCCUCCUCAUCCUCCUCUUAGCUCAGGCAAGUGGACGAAAGUGUUCUCUCCUCCUUCCCAGGGUAAGAAGCCCAACGUCGAGGAGUUGCGUUCUCCGACCGGGAGAGACUGCGAUCCCGAUCCAUUGGUGAGGGAUCCCAAAUUGAGCAGGUGGGAUAAAGAGGAGGGGGAGGAGCAGGAAGUAGUGGAAUCUCUCUCCAAAGCAAAAGCUGGAAGCUCUUCUCCGUCAGCAGGAGGACGAAGGGAGUUGUACUCCCCGACCGCCGGUCACAGCAGCGACUCCUCUCCAUCCCUUUCCCCGGCGAAAGAACGGAGUCACUCUGGCUCUAGAAGGGAAAGCUCGAUUCUCCAUAUGGCUUCCACCGCUGCUGCUCCUCUUUCCUCCAAGGACAGGAGCCCCGCAGACCGGAGAAAGAGGUCCCAGUCCAGGGAGAGGAGAACCAGCAGGUCUCCCCAUCCUCCUUCCUCCAAGGACAGGCGCUCCGCAGACCGGAGAAAGAGGUCCCAGUCCAGGGAGAGGAGAACCAGCAGGUCUCCCCAUCCUCCUUCCUCCAAGGACAGGUGCUCCGCAGACCGGAGAAAGAGGUCCCAGUCCAGGGAGAGGAGAACCAGCAGGUCUCCCCUUCCUCCUUCCUCCAAGGACAGGCGCUCCGCAGACCGGAGAAAGAGGUCCCAGUCCAGGGAGAGGAGAACCAGCAGGUCUCCCCUUCCUCCUUCCUCCAAGGACAGGCGCUCCGCAGACCGGAGAAAGAGGUCCCAGUCCAGGGAGAGGAGAACCAGCAGGUCUCCCCUUCCUCCUUCCUCCAAGGACAGGUGCUCCGCAGACCGGAGAAAGAGGUCCCAGUCCAGGGAGAGGAGAACCAGCAGGUCUCCCCCCACACCUCGCCGUCCCAAAACUGGAGACCGUCCCGGCAAAGACGGUUCGUCCCCCCAGCAGCAGCCCGCUAUAAGAAGAGAAAGGUCUCCCGCUUCUGAGAAACCCAGGGGUUAUUCCUCACCUCCCCAAAAGAGAAGGGGCACAGAGAGACGAGGGUCCGAUUCCUCCUCCUCUUCCCCUCAUAGAGAGGGGCCCAGAUCGCCCCCGAUGCAGUACAGGCGCUCCAAUCCCUCAGCCAUUCGAAGGGAGAGGUCCCCAGCCAGGGCUAGAGGUUCUUCGCUGGGCAGCAGGGGGCAGAAGCGAUCCCAUUCGAGGGAGAAGGAUCGGAAAAGGGGAGGAGAAAGGCCGUCUCCCAGACCACACGAUAGGUACCCCCACUCCACUGGGAGGAGAGGGGGGGGCAGGUACCAAUCCCCAAAAAGGACCCGAAACCGUUCUAGGUCCGUCUCUCCUUACUCGAGCAGAAGGGGCUCGCCCGUUAUCAGAAGGGAGAGGAGCAGCCGAGGGGAGAGGAGCAGGAGGAGAGAGUCGCCAGUCGCAGCUUCUAGAACCUCUGGGCGGCGCCGAUCCAGUUCGAGAUCGAGGAGACAGGGUUCCCCCCGGGCCAGGAGGAGUCCGGCCAACAGGUACCGCGCCUCCUCCCCUCCCUCUCGGAGACGCUCCCGCUCUAGAACACGUUCCGGAGCGCGGAGUCGGCGCUCUGCCGAUCGGAGGACGCCCCCUCCACCUGCCCGGGUCCAGAAAAGCGGAACUGGACGGGUUCCGGAGCGGAAACCCAGAACCCCUCGCUCCUCCAGUUCCUCCAGCUCCUCUUCCUCGUCUUCGUCUUCGUCCUCCUCGUCCUCUUCUUCGUCCUCCUCUUCUCCCUCCCCCAAGCGCAGGGCUGGAGACCCCCCUAGGGGUUCUGUGUCGCCCGGGGUGGCAGCUGGCAGGGGGACUAAAGAGGGAAAAGGCAACAAGUCAAGUUCUAGAUCUCCCAGUCCUCCAGGGAAAGUCCAAGGAAGUUCUGGGUCACCAAUCAGGAGCAACGACAACAGCAGCACCAAUGCAGCGCACUGGAAAAGGAGUAGUUCUAGAUCUAAAUCUAGAACGCCACCUGAUACUACUGAUGCUAGUGCGGCGUUCCCCGGGGCUGGGCCGCAGAGAGGGAGCCGAUCGCGUUCCAGAUCUCUGGAGCAGAGGCAGUCGAUCCCAGUGCUUCAAAGCAAGGACAACUGUCGGAGUGAUUCUGGUUCUGGAGCCCCUGCGGCAGCCCUCGGCACCAGGAGGGGGUCAGGUUCUAGGUCCCCGGCGAAGGGGCGGUCGCGUUCUAGGUCGGUCAGCGAAGCCGCUCAGCCGGUAAAGAGGCAGUCCGCUUCCAGAUCGCCCAGGAGCCCUACGAAGAGCCCGUCAAGUUCCGGCUCACGUUCUAGAGCGCAUUCUAGAACCGGAACCUCGGAGAACUCCGGAGAGCCGCCGGUUAAGAGAGGGAGGGUGGAGCUGGCAGUGGAAUUGGAGGGCAGCCAGUUGAAGGAGCCGGGGAAGGGAGAGGCUGACAGGAAGAGGCAGGGCCGGUCUUCGUCUUCCUCCUCCUCCUCCUCCUCCUCCUCUUCCUCGUCGGACGAUUCGGAGUCCGAGGGAAGCAAGAAAGUCAGUUCACAGUCCCAAGGGGGCGUGUCCGAACCCAAGGAGGCGGGGAGUAAGAGCUCCUCCUCUUCCUCCCCAGACUCCUCCUCUUCCUCCUCGUCUUCAGACUCCUCCUCCUCCUCCUCUUCAGACAGCGAGACUCCAGCAGACACGCCUGCAGGAGAAGAUGGGAAACGCCCCAGAAAGCCCGCUGAUUCGCUGAGAGACUCUCGAUCGCUCAGCUACUCCCCGCCCACCGACGGGAGAAGAUACGCCCCUGCCACGCCCACACUCAGGGGUCAGAGGUCACCCAGCCACUCCCCUCGAAGGAAGAGGAGAAAGGACUCCCCAAAACCACGACGCAGGUCGCCUUGACGUGAGUUCCCUGCGAUUUGAACUAACAAAGCCCUUGUUUGUUAUUUUGAGUUGAUAUGUGUGUAUGUAUAUGUGUGUGUGUGUGUGUGUGUGUACACAUCAAUGUGAAUGAAUACAUUGAACUGUGAAAACUCAAUCUUCAGAGGGGGAAGGCUUACUAGAGAAACAUUUCAACAAAAGGAUCUGUCAUUUAUUAAAAAAAAUAAAUAAACAAAACACACCAUCUGAACUCGACAGACAGACGAACACACUUUUUUCUUUCUUCCUGUGUUGUGUUUCUGUGUCAACAUGUCGAUCGAAACAAUUUUGGGAAAGAAGCAAUUAUUGUAGGUUUUUUUUUUCUUUUUUUUCUUUUAAUGAAA